Molecule: messenger RNA, 3868 nt
Organism: Anopheles darlingi
Lineage: Eukaryota; Metazoa; Arthropoda; Insecta; Diptera; Culicidae
Exons: 11
Coding region: 425-3241 (938 amino acids)
Cellular component (GO): plasma membrane
Molecular function (GO): protein binding
Source: RefSeq, a predicted model, not a curated record
UGGUUUCUGGGGGGCGCCAAAGUGUGAGACAAAGUGAAAAGUGAUCGUGUCAAGGAUCGUGCAGCUUGCAACGAGCGCGCGUGCGUGCGGUCGAAGAGAGCGUGAACGUGAUCGCGAGCGCUCGAGCGAGGACCGAUCGAGUGGAUCCGUUCCAGUGAACCCGCGACCCCCCACUCGGCCGAAGGGUUACUUGACCUCCGACAACGGAACGACGUUCCGUCUAAUUUCGUUUCGCCCCUUCGCGCACAACCAGACAGCACAGCAACCGUAGUGGGUGUGUGUAUGUGUGUGUAGUAUAUGUGUGUGUGCGUGUAUGUGCGCUUAUGCGUGUGAGGUGAAGAAAGUGGCGUCGGAGGUGCCAAGAUACGGCUAACGGAGUGCAAAAAGCGGGAGCAAAAAAUAAGAAAAAAAAAACAGUCCAACAAUGGUAAACAAACAAUACAACGUGCACAAUCCGAAGCUGCACAAGACGAAAGUCGGUGGCGGUGGUGGUCAUGGUGGUGGUACCGGCAGCGGAAGUGGCGGCAACAGUUCGCCAUCGCCGUUGCGCAGUUCCUACAACAUCAUUUCCACGCGCCCCGAUGCCGGGACAACGGACGAGGAUCGGUUUUCCAUCGAAAGCGGCAGUUGCGGUGGCGAUGGCGGCAUAUCGGAACAGUCGACGGCGUUGGCCGGAAGUCGCUCAUCGGCCGGCAGUCGGCAGCUACCACCACCGCCACCACCACCCAGAGGCCAUUCGCAUCUCACUGUUAGCCGCCGGGCUACGGUGACACCGGAGCAGCAGCAGCAGCAGCAGCACAACGGCGAUGAGGAGGACCUCUAUGGACGCAACAUACAGUUCUACGGUGAGGGACAGCUGACCGCGGCUAGCGGUGAGGUGGUUGGCGAGAGUCCGAGCCAUGCUGGACGCUUUGCGCAUGGACUCGGCGGCAAGGAGCUCACCAUCAGCGACAUUGGGCGAUUUCAGUACAUUCUGCAGAUGGACCGGGAAGUGGGCACCCCGUACAGUGGUUACACGGAUUCGGCCAACACACUGCCUUCGUCACCGACGCCCACCUCCCUGGACAGCCACAGCCACAAUCGGCAGAGCUUCAACUUCUGGAAGGCCGGCUCCCAGUCGCCCCUGUCCGCGUCCUCCUCCAGCAGUUCCUUCUUCCGACCGAGCCAACGCUGCCUACUAUACAAAGUGCUGAAAGUGAUUUGGCGCUACAUCAAGUGGCCACUCGGGCUGCUGAUGAUCUGUGCCUUGCUCGGUCUCGUGGUCUACUUCCUGGUAGUGGACCGGGACAUAAUGAGCAGUGGACUGCUCGGUGAGGAUGGUUACGAGGUGGACGAGAACCUGUCGAUCGAUUUUAACGACUUUACCAGCACCAACGAUCUACAUCCCGGUGAUCAUCACUACAACGGCAUACUGAAGGAUAAACCGAAGGUUGCACCCGGGUCCGGUCGAACGGCCGAAACCAAGUUCUCCUUCGGUCUCGACAACGAUCUGCUUGCGGUCUUUGGACACGCCAAGAAGCCGACGGUGGCGGUAACGUUCGAUACAUCGGGCCAGUCACAUCCAGCGAGCACAUCCUGGGGCACGGUUCCCAGUUCGACGGAACGGCACGAGACGGAGAGUGCCAGCGAGGAGCUACCGGCACAGGUGGUCAAAGUGACGGAACCACCGAUCCGUAAGACCAGCACCAUCUCGCUGAAGGACUACACGAAGGCACGGGUUGUCUUUGAUGAUGAUGAUUUCCUCGAGGCGGACGAUGGCCAGUCGCGGUUGCCGCAGGACGUCAACGGACAUCCGCAACAGAAUGGCCGCGUACCGGAAGGGACGACGCGUGCUUACGAACGAGUGACGCCGAGUGGCAGUGGAGCGGCGGUGGCGGUCGAUCCGGCAGCCGAGGUACUGCAGCGUCAGAAGAAUGUGACCAUCCCAUCGGCCACUACGGAUGCGAGCCUCUAUCGGACGAAGGUCUCACCAACAUUGCCCAUUCUGUCACGUUUCGAGAUCACCACCGAGGGUCUGAAGCGGUUCAACGUUUCGGAAGAAGGAAUCUGUCAAUCCACGUCACUGCCACUGUGCCGAGGGGUACUGCCAUACGAUCUGACCGUUCCCAACAAUCACCGCCUAUCGGCGCUCGAGUACGAGCAUUUCCAGUAUCUGAUCAACUCCAAGUGUUCGAUCAGAGUAGCCGAGUUCGUCUGCUUGGCGCUGGAACCGGAGUGUCGGCCAACGCGCAUGGGAACGCUGACACCGUGUAAGCGCAUCUGCAAAUCCAUUCUGGAGCCCUGCGCGCACAUUAUCGCCAGCUCGGAAGCCUUGACGGCGACCUUCGAUUGUGACAGUUACCCGGACUCGGACGAUCGGAACAUGUGCGAGGAUCCGACGCGGCUUGGCAAGUGCUACGCGAACGAGUUCCGAUGUGCCGACUCGAGCUGCAUUCCUUUGCAGUGGAAAUGCGACAACAUCAAGGACUGUCAGGGUGGUGAGGAUGAAAGCGAUUGCAAGCAGUGCGAACGGGACGAGUAUCGGUGUAUGUCGAACGACAAGUGCAUUCCGGACAAGUGGCGCUGCGAUCAGUAUGAGGAUUGCCCGGAUGCAUCGGACGAGGUGGAUUGUUACUACGAUGAACCGACAACGUUCCCGACGGCUUACGGCAGCCAGCGAGAGUAUCCUUUCGUGCAAGUACAGGUCCCCAACAGUCCGAAUGGCCGUCCAUACAUCACAAUCACUAAUGAGGAUCGAGCCCAGCCCGAGGCCGAUCAUGAUCAACCGACAGCGCCCCGGUCUCCGGAUUAUGGCACUUCGGAGGAAAACGAUGAGACGGAUAAGUAUGAACCGACGGCGGCCGAGAAUGCACCCCAAGCCAAUCGCCAUCAAGGGAAUCAUAGUAGCGAAGAGAACAGUUCUAGUAAUGCUACCAGCACCACUAGCACCAGCACCACCAUCACCACAACGGAGCGAGUUCCGGAUCAAACGGAAGCCGAAACGGGUCGAUCCAUUUCGCUGCCCAAGUCACUCGUGAACUUCCAGGAUAGUAAGGAAAUCAUGAUGACGUCGGAUUCGGAGAAUGAUUUCAAGAUAAGCAGCACCAGUCGGGACUUUCUGACGACCGCCCAUGUGUCACCGUGUCCCGAGGGUGAACUGCGGUGCGUCAGUGGGAUCUGUAUAUCCGUGAGCCAACUGUGUGAUAAGGUUCAGGAUUGUGCCGAUGGAGCUGAUGAGGCCGGAUGUACCUAUAAAGAGUAAGCUCGGGGGUCGGCCACGAUCGGUCUAGGACAUCAUGGAACUGGAACAAACACCGAUCGCUUGGUUGUUGGCAGCGGCAGCCGCCGUCGAAUACUCCUCCCGGGGGGCCGGGGUUUGUGUUAAUGUCCCGUUACCCGACCUUUAAAACUUGUUGAUUCGUUUUAGCUCGAGAAUCUAACUGCAUUCCCGGCGUGCAGGGAGAGAUAUGGUGGUGAUCGAUCGGCGGAUCGGCGGACUCUCUCGUAGCCUUCCUCCCGGCGAAGGUUUUUUUUUCAUUCAUUCUUCAUCAAGUUGUUGCCGUUUAUAUCGACCACGUGGGUCGCUCGGAAUCGGCAACAGCAACCACGUUACCGUGUAUGGCGGAGAGCUAUUCAAUCCCGCUCAGAUCAGCUCGAUAUCAGUAGGUAGUACGCCCUGGCUAGAGGGAGGGCAGUAAAGAAAAAAACAAGAUGUUCAUCAGAUCAGUUACACGACUUGCGCUUUGUACAUAGAAAGCACUAAAAUACAUACCUACAUGUACACAUUCACUCAUUUCAUUCACACACAUGACACACGAACAUGACAAUCCUUCUUACGAUCUUUUGUAAAUGUUUUAUUAUUUUAAACUAAUAAAAAUAUGGAACUAUA